UAGCCUCCAGGUGUAAAACAAAAAAUUCCCUAACCAAAACGCAAACCUAAACCCCAAACCCUCCCCUCCCCACAAAGCCUACAACAACCAGCACCACCAUACCCAGCAGAGAGCAACGAUGACCUCUUUUUCAAAUCCCUUCUCUUCUAAUUUCCUCGGAUGGUGCAUUGGGUUUUCUUGUCAAGGUCUGGGUAUUGCGUUUUGGAGGAUUUGUUGAUGAUGGUGCUUUGAAGUAAGGAUUUUGAUAUCUGGCUAUGAUUCUAUUUUGUGAAAGUUCUGUAUGAGUUGGUGUUCUUUGUACAGUUUCAUGUGUCUGGGAUUCUCUAUUUUGUUAAAUGGGUGAACAAGAUUUUUGAUACAUUGGUGUUGUAUAUCAUAUGGGCAUAGGCUUCGGUCUGAGAAGAUAACAGAACAUGUUAUCUCUGCAAGCAAUUCGCAGAUUAGAAGAUGUUAUCUCUGCAAGCAAUUCGCAGAUUUUGUCAUGCUGCUUCCAUUGCAUCAACCACUGAUACUUUUGCAGUUGUAUCGAAGCAACUUCCAAGUAAAAUACCUUUACAAGAAAGUGCCCUCUCCAAACUUAAAGCUGAGAGAGACCCUGAUAAGCUAUUCAUUUUAUUCAAGGCUAAUGCCCACAAUAAAGUUGUCAUUGAGAAUAGGUUUGCAUUUGAAGAUACAGUUUCUCGAUUAGCUGGGGCUCGCCACUUUGAUUACAUUGAGCAUUUGCUUGAGCACCAGAAAACUCUUCCACAAGGCAGGCGAGAAGGCUUCAUUAUGAGGAUUAUAAUGUUGUAUGGAAAGGCUGGGAUGAUAAAGCAUGCGCUUAAUACUUUUUAUGAUAUGCAUUUGUAUGGAUGUGAGAGAACUGUUAAGUCUUUCAAUGCUGCACUUAAGGUUUUGAUUCAAACUCAUGAUAUAAGAGCUAUUGAGGCAUUUCUUAGUGAUGUUCCACAGAAAUUCAAUGUUGAAUUGGAUACUUAUUCUGUCAAUAUAGUUGUCAAGGCAUUUUGUGAAAUGGACUUCUUAGAAAGAGCUUAUUUGGUUAUGGUAGAGAUGGAAAAACUGGGAAUUAGGCCAGAUGUCAUUACCUAUACAACACUAAUAUCAACUUUCUAUCAAAAAAAUCGAUGGGAGAUUGGCAAUGGGUUGUGGAAUCUUAUGGUGUAUAAGGGGUGCAAACCUAAUCUUACAACUUUUAAUGUCAGGAUUCAGUAUUUGGUUAAUAGGAGACGGGCAUGGCAAGCUAAUGAUUUGAUGCGUUUGAUGCGGAAAAUCGGGAUUGUCCCUGAUGAGGUUACAUACAAUUUGGUAAUUAAGGGGUUCUGCUUGGCUGGUUAUCUUGAAAUGGCUAAAAGGGUUUAUUCUUCUCUAGAAUUUUGCAGGGAGUAUAGGCCUAAUAUUAAGAUUUACCAGACAAUGAUUCAUUAUCUUUGUAAGGGAGGGGACUACAAUUUGGCCUAUACAAUGUGUAAAGACUGUAUGAGAAAGAAUUGGUUUUUGAAUGUGGAUACAAUUCGUUCACUGCUUGAAGGUCUUAUAAAAAAUGGCCAACUGGGUAAGGCUAAGAUGAUAAUGAAAUUGGUUAGGAGUCGAGUACCUCCUUUUUCUUCAACUCAAUUGGAUACUUUGCAAUCCGUAUUGUCGAGGACUAAUCAAGAUGAUGGAUUGAGAAGGGACCGGUUUGAUCAAUGUAAAAAUACUGUUUAAAAGAAGCUAGUUUUUGUUUUACUCCAUUCAGUUAUAGUUCCAAAAACUAGUUGGAUAUAGAUUUUUAUGAUUAAUAUCAAGGCAAAGGCUGAUCCCAUUUUUGUUCAAUUAAUUUGUGGAACCGUCUCAAUAAGUCCGUGAUGAAUGAAAAUCUAAUAUAUAGCAGAAAUCUUUAUUCUUGUAA
Theobroma cacao (cacao) is the source of this 1888-nucleotide messenger RNA. RefSeq names its product Tetratricopeptide repeat (TPR)-like superfamily protein. Lineage: Eukaryota; Viridiplantae; Streptophyta; Magnoliopsida; Malvales; Malvaceae. The record is from RefSeq and is a predicted model, not a curated record. Gene Ontology annotation, molecular function: protein binding.